Molecule: messenger RNA, 1170 nt
Organism: Phaedon cochleariae (mustard beetle)
Lineage: Eukaryota; Metazoa; Arthropoda; Insecta; Coleoptera; Chrysomelidae
Source: the annotation of a GenBank genome assembly
AUGUUGAAACAUAUAACGAAUGGAGGCAUCUCCAACUCCAAUCGAGGUUCGAGACAGGACAGCUCCAUAAUAGUGGAGCAAAGAAUGGACCCAGGUCCGCACAGAUACCGCUCCCCCAAUGCCAACAGCUCGAGAAUAUCCCAGCAAUAUCCCCUGAACGUCUCCCAACUCCACUCGGCUCUGGACACCUCGAAGCACUCGAUCUACAGCAACAACGUGCUACCUCCCGGAAACAAAUCCCUGAACGGAGGGUUGAACAUAUCGAGAGUGCGCAACCAGAGCACCGUCAACAAAUUCAUCGCUAAGUCCAAAGAAGUGGGUGUCAAGGAGAUGCUAGUGAGCCUCGGCCUGCUCUGCCUCGUCAGCCUCCUGUUGGCGCUUCUAUCGCUGAUCUUUCUCUUGAAGAUCUCUCCAGUGACGGCUAAUGACAUUCGUGAGUUGUUGAGAUCCGAACAGCUAACUGUGAUUACCGCCGAGGAAUAUGUGGUUGUGUAUGAAGUGACAUUGGCAUUGUGUGCCCUAACACUGUCCUUGAAUUUGUGCUGCCUGCUUGUGUGCGCUAUUCAAUUCUUGUUUGCUGUUAAAUUGGUCAAGAGUCCCCAUGGAGGAAGUGAUAGGACCAAUAAAUACCUUCAGAAAUCCUCAGUUAGUAGAGUCUGUGCUGUAGGGGGAUUCUUCAUCUCAAUUCCAGUAUUUUUAACAGGUAUAAUUCUGUACACGUUCAUCCAAUUCCAUUCCACCCCCGCCAUCGUCACCAGCGUCUUCAUAGGCUUAGGCAUCAUCUUCUGCGGCUGCGCGAUGGUGCACAACGUAUUCAUCUGGCAAAAGGAGAAGACCAACGCGGUGCGCGAGCUGGCCCUCCAACAGCACGAGACCAGCCAGCACCACAACUCCUUCCACAGCGUUACCUCCGCUUUGCCCAACCACUCCCACGUGAGCACUUUCAACCACAGCUUCGGGCACCCGCUGGCCGCCCACAACGGGCCUUACCUGCUCAGGCCCUCGACCACCACGCCGCCUACUGGCGAGAACCUGAACCUGGCGAAAAUGUCGCACACGCACCCCAGGGAGGCAAGCGGUUCCGUCAGUCCCGGCAUGCCCACGGUCAAUAUGGAUAUGAGCAGCGUGGGUACCACUAACUCGCCACACGAGUUGUCCACGCUAGUGUGA